AUACAGGUGUAAAAACAAUACAGUACAUAGCAAAGUGACGAUCACUCACGAUGACACCACUGUGCAAAAACGUCUUUAUUGGUAUCGGGGCCUUACUGGUUACUGGUUUAGUGGUCGGAAGCGUCACCUGGGCUAUCCUGGCCAGCAGGACCCCAACAAUAGAAGCGCCGGAGAUUAUACCUUUGGACUGGUGGCAGCAUGCAGUGAUUUACCAGAUAUACCCGAGAUCUUUCCAAGACAGUGAUGGAGACGGCAUUGGCGAUUUAAAAGGCAUCACAAACCGAAUGGAACAUUUUGUGGAAACAGGAAUUGAUGCCAUAUGGAUGUCUCCUAUAUUUGAAUCACCAAUGAUUGACUUUGGUUAUGACAUCAGUAAUUUCUAUGAAAUCCACCACGAGUACGGUACUAUGGAAGAUUUCGAAGAAUUGGUAGCAAAAGCACAUGAACUUGGUAAGAUUAUUUGCUAUAAUUACAAUCAAAGUUUUGUAUUUUAUCAAAUAAUUCAAAAUAGUUCAUUAAUUUUCCAGGCAUUAAAGUUCUAUUGGACUAUGUGCCGAACCAUGCGAGUACCGAAUCAUUAUACUUUCAACGAUCUGAAGCAAGAGAGCCGGGCUAUGAAGACUUUUUUGUAUGGGCUGAUCCUCGUCCGGAUCCUCAAAACUCAUCAAAUAGACUAGUUCCUUCAAAUUGGGUAAAAGACUUAUAUAUACCGACCGUACUUUAAAAACAUUUACUUAGUUUAAUGAUUGCAUGUAGAGUAUCAAUUUUGACGUGUGCUCGAAGUGUUUAAGCGUUUAUUCGCCUUUA
Messenger RNA from Diatraea saccharalis (sugarcane borer), 807 nucleotides. The record is from the annotation of a GenBank genome assembly. NCBI's taxonomy places the organism in Eukaryota, Metazoa, Arthropoda, Insecta, Lepidoptera, Crambidae.